UCGCGAGGUGUUGUUUGGUUGGGAUUCAGGUGGUUGGUUGGUUUGUUGGUUGUUCGUGCGUCACUUCAACCCUAGGGGCUUCCGCAAAUUCACUUGAUUGUCGCGGAUUUAGGGUUUGACCAAGUAGAGAUACGUUCAAUACGCCUGCUGUAGAGAUAAGGGAUUUGCUGGCAGAGUGGGCAGUUUUUUCUCAUAUCCAAAUCUUGAGUGUGCAGGUUCUCCCUCUGCCAGCCUCGACGCGGAACUCCAUCCCUCGUACCCCGAGAUUUUUCUCAUUCGCAUUUAAGAUCAGGUUCACCCUCUUUAGAAACUUGCACAUGUACUGCCAAUCUCCUUAGCUUACCUUUAUAACUCACACCAAUGCAUCAGUCAGCGGCGGCCGGCAAGAGCGGCAGAUACGGCCGGUCCAGCUCGGGUUCCCGCGACUCCCCCAUUGCGCCCUCCCGCUCCGACCAGCCCAGCUGGCGCUCCGCCGCCGCCGCGUCUCCCCCGCCCGGGGGGCCAGGCGCGGCGGGAACAGGCGGAGGGGGAAGCACAGGAUGGGGGGACAGCGCGGAGGGCGGUAGAUCUGGGGGCGGCGCAGCUCCGGGCGGAGCGUGGGGGCGUGGCGGACCGGGGAAAAGCGACAACCCGUGGGGAAGGGGAGGUGGCGCAGCCGGCGGAGUUGGCGGGGCCCGCGGGGGACCUGGCGGAAACCCCUGGCACACGGGAGGAGGCGGGGUGGGGGUAUUGACAGGCGCGUGGCAGCAGCCGCUGCAGCACCUGCAGCAACCACCGCAGCAGCAGCCGCAGCCAGAUCUAGGGCAAGCGGGAAAGGCCGCGGGAAAGGGGGUUGGCACGGGCGCGCUUGUCACUGCAGGGGAGAGCGCGAAUGGGGGAAGCGCAAACGGGGGAAGCGCGGGCGGUGCGCGCGCGGGGGGCCGGGAGUGGAUGGUGGCGAUGAGCGCGUGCCUGAUAGGGCAUCUGGUGGAGGUGCAACUGGUGCAGGGCGACUCGUACUGCGGCAUCUUCCAUGCUGCUAACGAGGAAGACUUUGGCGUGGUGCUCAAGUUGGCGCGGCUGGUGCGGCAGGGGACAGGUGCGCAGAGCACAGAGACGGCUGCAGUGAGGGAAGCUGCCAGGAAGCCUCCGUUGAAGACGCUGGUUGUGCCUGCUGCUGACCUGGUGCAGCUGAUUGCCAAGGACCUCCCUCUAUUCGGCUCUGACCUCAUGGCGUCCUCCUUGGCGCCCAACGGGGAGAUCAUAACGGACAGCAGCAUCGGCAGCAUGGUUACCACACGCGGCAGCUGGGGGCCUGCAGGCACAGGGGCAGGAGGAGGGGAGGGGCGCGAGUUGCAGCGGUGGGCGCCGGACGGAACGGAGGAGGGGAUGGGGUUGGAUGAAGACACCUUCAGAAGCAGCUCCAGGGCGUGGGACCAGUUUGAGGCGAACCGCAAGCUGUUUGGCGUGGAGACGUCGUUCGACGAGGCGAUCUACACGACACCGCUGGUGCGGCCAUCCCGCGAGCUGCAGGCCCAUGCGGAGAGGAUCGCACGGGAGAUCGAGUCGGCACCCACCAGGAACAUGCACAUCGCAGAGGAACGCGGCUUUCACCUGCGCAACGCAGCGCGCACGCUAGCAUCCGCUGUCAAGGCAGCCAUCUCCGGUGGUGACUCCCCUGCUGCCGCUGCUGCUACUGCUGCUGCUGGUGCUACUGGUGCCGCUGGUGCGGUGGCGGUGGGUGCUGCGGACAGCGCGUGGGACGAUGACGACAUGGACGAGGAGACCAAGUACUCCUCCGUUAUCCGCACUGCAGCCGACCUGGACAGCGGAAUGGAAGAUGAAAUGGACGAAGCGAACGAUGAGACGUUUGGUGAUGCACCCAUGCAUGCCACUUCGGAUAAGGCUGCAUCUGGCGGUCUCUUCCAGGUGCACGGCAGCCCCUCCCGGCGCUCCCCUCUCAUGUCCCCGCUAUUGAGCGAUGCGCCCGCUAACCUGCAAGCGCUGAACCUGGACCAGAGCGUGCCACACCUGUCGGAUGAUGUGUACAGGGAGUUUCAGGAGUUCAAGCAGCGAAGCCAGCGCAUGCGGGACGAGGCGGAGGGGGUGCGGUCCUGCAGCGACCUGCUGGGCAAGUUUGAUUCUCGCUCGCCUGUUUCCUCCUGUCGCUCGUCUGGUCGCAACACCCCAACCUACCUGGAGAGCUCCCACUCCUCCCCCGACCUCAAGCCCUUCCUCGCCUCUGCCGCCUCGGCUCUCCUCCGCUCCUCCUCCUCCACUGCCGUCUCUGCUGCUGUUGCUCCCUCCACCUCCUAUCGCUCUCCUUCCCCGUCCAACCUGGCGCGAGGAGGAGAAGGGAAUGUAACAGCAGCGGCAGCUGCUGCAAGUGCUGAUGUGAUUGGAGAAGCAGGAGCGGCAGGGACGCUGGCAGAGGGUGCGGAAAAAUCAGUGGAGGGUGCAGGAGGAGGCGCCAGUAAGGCACCUGCUGCAGCAGCUGCUAAGAAGUCCACCCUCAACCCCAACGCCAAGGAGUUCAAGUUCAACCCCAACGCCAAGAACCAGAACCAGAACCAGAACCAGAACCAGAACCAGAACCAGGGUUAUAAUCAUCAAUAUCAUCAGCAACAGCAGCAGCAGCAGCAGCAGCUUCAGGCUCACGUGCCAAGGUCGGGGCACCAGCGGCGGCAGAAGCAGCAGCAGCAGGACAGGCAGCAGCGGCACCGGCAGGGGCCGCAGGGGGAUGGUGGGGAACACAACCAGCAGCCCAUGCAGCCUCACCAGCAACACCAGCAGCAAAUGAUGCCAGCUCCUAUGAUGAUGCCACCUCAGCAGCAACAGGACCAGUCACAGCAGCAGCAGCAGCAGCAGCAGCAGCAGCAGCAGCAGCAGGGGGAGGGCUCACAACAAACCACCACAGACCAGCAACAAGCACAACAGCAGCAAGAGGCAGGCCAGCAGCAGCAGCAGGGAGCACCGCUGCCAGGGAAUGCCAGCACAGCAGAAGGGGCCUGCCCAGAUGUACCCCAUGGGAAUGCCUCGAGGUCCGGUGAUGCUGCCCCCGCCACAUUUCUUCCACCGCCCACCCAUGGUUCCUAUGCACAGCAUGCCGCCCGCCCACAUGCCCAUGCCGCCCCACCCGGGCUCAUCACCCCCAGUCAUGAGCAGCCCCCAGCCGCCUGCCUCCAUGCCUCCCACCCGUCAUGAGCAGCCCCCAGCCGCCUGCCUCCAUGGCCCCCACCGGGUGAGGCAGAGGGGGGAGGGGGGAGGGGGAGGGGAGAAUAUCUGGCUGUGUUUUGAGGUUCGCCUCAAGGCAUGCCCAUGCCGCCUCACCCGGGCUCAUCACCCCCUGUCAUGAGCAGGUCCCAGCCACCUGCCUCUGUCGAUGCCUCCAUGCCUCCUGGCCGGUGAGGCAGAUCGGGAAGGGGAGGAUGGCUGGCUUCAUAGUGAGGUGCCUGCAUAGCAUACUUCGACUGGACACGCUUCAUUUGGCCGCCCCAUCCUACAAUCUCCAUGCACACCCGGUCAAAAAAAUUAAGCGUUAGCGUUUCGUAUAUCACCUCAUCCACUAGCUCCGGGCACACCCAGUCGUGAGCAGCAGUCCCCAUGCCCCUGCAGUCAUGCCUCCCAUGCGAUGGCCUUGAAAGUGCCUUGGAGAAUGUGCUCCUUGGUAUUUGUUGGGCAUUAGAGGAUUCGGGUGGUACUUGGGGACCGUGAUGACUCCUUUUUAUGAGGUCUGUCAAAAGUUUUGAUACGUUGCUGAUGGCAGCUUCUGGCAUCGGAAUGGCAUC
Closterium sp. NIES-67 is the source of this 3767-nucleotide messenger RNA. Lineage: Eukaryota; Viridiplantae; Streptophyta; Zygnematophyceae; Desmidiales; Closteriaceae. The record is from the annotation of a GenBank genome assembly.